AUGCUACGAAGUGCAGUACUCUUGACAGCCAUGCACCUUUUCGGAUUAAACUGGCACCUGCAGCCCAUGCAGAGACAGAUGUACCAGCUGUCAGAGGACAACACAAGUGGCCUACCCUUUCCUACUGAUCUCAGCUUGCCACCACUAGGCAACACAGGCUUGGAAAUACCUGACCGAAAGGGGAAAGAUGACGGCAAAUUGGACAGCUUGUUCCCAGAUGACAGCUAUAUAGAUAUGGGCGAGAUUGACGUGGGGCGCAAGGUCGCGCAGCAGAUUCCACCUGGUAUCUUCUGGAGGUCCCAGGUCUUCAUUGAUCAUCCCAUGUACCUGAAGUUUAAUGUGUCCCUGAGCAAAGAUGCCUUAUUUGACUUUGUGGAGCUUUUGGAUGGGCGGCGGCUCCUCACCCAGGACAUUCAUGGUCUGGAGGGCCCUGUGGCUAUGCAGCGGAGUUUGGUACCCAUCACCACUCACGACACAGGUUUUAUCCAGUACAUGGACUCGGGCAUCUGGCACCUGGCCAUCUACAAUGACGGGAAGGAAACUGAAACUGUCUCCUUCCUCACCACAGCCAUAGAAUCUAUUGAUGACUGCCCCAGUAACUGCUUUGGGAACGGUGACUGUGUCGCUGGAACAUGCCGCUGCUUUUUAGGUUUCAAAGGACCUGACUGUGGGCGAGCCGCCUGUCCAGUGCUAUGCAGUGGGAAUGGUCAAUACCUUAAAGGUCGCUGCAUGUGUCACAGCGGCUGGAAGGGCUCCGAGUGUGACGUUCCCACAAACCAGUGCAUUGACAUCACUUGCAGUAGCCAUGGGACCUGUAUCGUGGGAACCUGUAUCUGCAAUCCGGGCUACAAGGGAGAAAACUGUGAAGAAGUGGACUGCCUGGACCCGACAUGCUCAGGCCGAGGGGUAUGUGUGCAGGGAGAGUGUCACUGCUUUGUGGGAUGGGGCGGGCCAGGAUGUGAGAGCCCCAGGGCCUCCUGCAUGGACCAGUGCUCUGGACAUGGAGCCUUUCUGGCAGACACAGGAACCUGCAGCUGUGAUCCCAACUGGACAGGCCAUGACUGCUCUACAGAGAUUUGUGCAGCGGACUGUGGUGGCCAUGGCAUUUGUGUGUCAGGCACCUGCCGCUGCGACGACGGCUGGAUGGGCACUGGGUGUGACCAGAGGGCGUGUCACCCUCGCUGCAACGAACACGGAACUUGCAAGGACGGCAAAUGUGAAUGCAGUCCUGGUUGGAACGGAGAACACUGCACUAUUGAGGGCUGUCCUGGUUUGUGUAAUGGAAAUGGUAGGUGCACUCUGGGUAACAAUGGCUGGUACUGUGUGUGCCAGCUGGGCUGGAGGGGCACUGGCUGUGACACCUCUAUGGAAACUGCCUGCAGUGAUGUCAAGGACAACGAUGGAGAUGGCCUGGUGGACUGCAUGGAUCCAGACUGCUGUCUGCAGGCAACCUGUCACACCACCACUCUGUGUGUGGGCUCCCCGGACCCCCUGGACAUCAUCCAGGAGACACAGAUGUCCUCCACACAGAGCAACCUGCAGACUUUCUACGACCGCGUGCACUUCCUGGUGGGCAGGGACAGCACCCACAUCAUCCCAGGAGCCAACCCCUUCGAUGGAAACCAUGCUUGUGUAAUCCGUGGACAAGUGGUGACCUCGGAUGGCACACCUCUGGUUGGAGUCAACAUCAGUUUCAUCAACAGCCCAUCCUAUGGUUACACAAUCACUAGACAAGAUGGAAGUUUUGACUUGGUGACCAAUGGGGGCAUGGCUGUAGCCUUGCACUUUGAGCGCUCUCCAUUCAUCACCCAGGAGCACACUCUCUGGAUGCCAUGGGGACGCUUCUUUGUCAUGGAUACCAUCGUCAUGCGGCAUGAAGAGAACGACAUCCCUAGCUGUGACCUCAGCAGCUUUACGCGGCCCAGCCCCGUGGUGUCCCCUGCUCCGCUCACAGCAUUCGCUGGCUCUUGCUCGGAAAGGCGGACCGUCGUUCCCGAAAUCCAGUCUUUACAGGAGGAAGUGCCCAUACCAGGGUCAGAAAUGAAACUUGGCUAUUUAAGCAGUAGGACCCCAGGUUACAAGUCAAUCCUGAGGGUGACCCUCACCCACCCCACAAUUCCUUUCAACCUGAUGAAGGUUCACCUCAUGGUGGCUGUGGAAGGCAGGUUGUUCAGAAAAUGGUUUCCUGCAGCCCCAAACCUCGCAUAUGACUUUGUGUGGGAUAAGGCAGAUGUGUACAGCCAGAAGGUCUAUGGCUUAUCUGAGGCUUUCGUAUCUGUGGGUUUUGAGUAUGAAUCAUGUCCAGACCUGAUUCUAUGGGAGAAGAGGACUGCUGUUCUUCAGGGCUAUGAAACCACUGCCUCCAAACUGGGAGGAUGGACGAUAGACAAGCACCAUGCUUUAAAUAUCCAGAGUGGUAUUCUACACAUGGGGAAUGGAGAGAACGUCUUCAUCUCCCAGCAGCCUCCUGUAAUUGGCAGUGUGAUGGGGAAUGGGCGCAGGCGCAGCAUCUCCUGCCCCAGCUGUAAUGGUCUUGCUGAAGGAAACAAGUUGCUGGCCCCCGUGGCUCUGGCCUGCGGCUCAGAUGGAAGUCUGUACGUGGGCGACUUCAACUAUGUGAGGAGGAUUUUCACCACGGGGAAUGUCACCAGCGUCCUGGAGCUCAGAAAUAAAGACUUCAGGCAUAGCAACAGCCCCGCUCACAAGUACUACCUGGCCACCAGUCCGGUGAACGGUGCUGUGUACCUUUCGGACACCAGCAGCAGGAAGGUGUUCAAGGUGAAAUCCCUGAAUGUUGUGAAAGAUGUGGCCAAGAAUCUGGAGCUGUUGGCGGGUACUGGAGACCAAUGUCUCCCAUAUGAUGACAGUCGCUGCGGGGAUGGAGGAAAGGCUGUAGAGGCCACUCUUACUAACCCCAGAGGCAUUACGGUGGAUAAGUACGGUAUAAUCUUCUUUGUGGAUGGGACCAUGAUUCGCAGGAUUGAUCAGAAUGGUAUCAUCUCUACUCUUCUGGGCUUCAAUGACCUGACCUCUGCCCGACCCCUCAGCUGUGAUUCUGUGAUGGACAUCUCUCAGGUGCGUCUUGAGUGGCCCACAGACCUGGCAGUGAGUCCCAUGGACAACUCCCUGUACGUUCUGGACAAUAACGUAGUCCUCCAGAUCUCAGAAAACCACCAGGUCCGUAUUGUCGCAGGCCGGCCGAUGCACUGCCAAGUGCCCGGGAUUGACCACUUCCUCAUGAGCAAAGUGGCCAUCCAUGCCACCCUGGAGUCGGCCAAUGCCCUGGCUGUGUCCCACAAUGGCAUUUUGUACAUCGCUGAGUCAGAUGAAAAGAAAAUAAACCGAGUGCGACAGGUGUCCACCAAUGGAGAGAUCUCCUUGGUUGCAGGGGCACCAAGUGGCUGUGACUGCAAGAAUGACGCCAACUGCGAUUGUUACUCUGGUGAUGAAGGCUACGCCAAAGACGCUAAACUGAAUGCACCCUCAUCUCUGGCAGUGUGUCCGGAUGGAGAACUUUAUAUCGCAGAUCUUGGAAACAUUCGUAUCCGCUAUGUGCGCAGAAACAAGCCCUAUCUGAACCCCCUCAGCAUGUACGAGGUGUCCUCCCCCAUUAAUGAUGAACUCUACCUGUUUGACUCCAACGGCAGCCACAUUUUCACACAAAGCCUGACUACAGGAGACCACCUCUACAAUCUGACCUACACAGGAGCAGGAGAUCUGAGCAGCAUCACCGAUAAGAACAAAAACACGGUGAUGAUCAGACGAGACACAACAGGACUGCCACUGUGGCUGAUGGUCCCUGAUGGACAGACGUUCUGGUUCACCAUUGGCACCAACAAUGCCCUGAAAACUGUCGCCGCCCAGGGUCAAGAACUCGCUGUUAUGACCUACCAUGGAAGCUCUGGGCUUUUAGCAACUAAGACCAAUGAAAACGGGUGGACAACCUUCUUUGAGUAUGACAGUUAUGGGCGUCUGACUAACAUCACUUACCCCACGGGCCGAGUGAGCAGCUACCGUACAGAUGCAGACAGCUCGGUACGCAUCCAAACAGAAGGUUCCAACAAAGAGGAUAUCACCGUCACUACAAACCUGUCAGCCUCUGGCACCUUCUACACACUCAUGCAAGAUCAAGUUCGGAACAGCUAUUUCAUCGGUCUGGAUGGCUCACUGCGGCUGGUGUUGGCUAAUGGUAUGGAGGUGUCCCUGCACACCGAGCCUCACCUUCUGGCCGGCACAACCAACCCCACAGUCAGCAAGAGGAAUGUAACCCUGGCUAUCGACAACGGCCUCAACCUGGUGGAGUGGAGACAGAGGAAGGAGCAGGCUCGUGGCCAGGUUACUGUGUACGGCCGCAGACUGAGGGUUCACAACAGGAACUUGUUGUCAUUAGACUUUGACCGAAUCACCAGGACUGAAAAGGUCUAUGAUGACCACAGGAAGUUCACAUUACGGAUCCACUAUGACCAUGCCGGGCGGCCCACCCUGUGGGCACCAAGCAGUCGUCUUAAUGGAGUCAAUGUCACCUAUUCCCCUGGAGGCCAUGUGGCAGGUAUCCAAAGAGGAACCAUGUCUGUACGCAUGGAGUAUGACCAGAACGGCAGAAUCACCUCCCAAAUAUUUGCUGAUGGUAAAUCGUGGAGCUACACUUACCUUGAGAAGUCCAUGGUCCUGCUUCUCUACAGUCAGAGGCAGUACAUCUUUGAAUUUGACAAAAACGACCGACUUUCCUCCGUGACCAUGCCUAAUGUGGCACGGCAGACGCUCGAGACCUCCCGCUCCAUUGGCUACUACAGAAACACCUACCGGCCCCCCGAAGGUAACGCCUCAGUGCUGCAGGACUACAGCGAGGAAGGCCAGUUGCUGCAGACCACCUACCUGGGCACGGGGCGCAGGGUCAUCUACAAAUACGGCAAGCUCGCCAAGCUGCUGGAGAUCCUCUACGACACCACGCGCAUCGGUUUCUCCUACGACGAGGUGGCGGGCAUGCUGAAGACGGUCAACCUGCAGAGUGAGGGCUUCACCUGCACCAUCCGCUACCGACAGAUUGGCCCGCUGAUUGACAGACAGAUAUUCAGGUUCAGUGAAGAGGGCAUGGUCAACGCCAGGUUUGACUAUGUCUAUGACAACAGUUUUCGAGUCACUAGCAUGCAGGCCGUCAUUAAUGAAACACCACUGCCCAUCGACUUGUACCGCUAUGAUGACGUGUCCGGCAAAACUGAACAGUUUGGAAAAUUUGGAGUCAUCUAUUAUGACAUAAAUCAAAUCAUUACCACAGCAGUGAUGACCCACACCAAACACUUUGAUGCUUACGGCCGGGUGAAGGAGGUCCAGUAUGAGAUUUUUCGCUCGCUCAUGUACUGGAUGAUGGUGCAGUACGAUAAUAUGGGGCGAGUGGUGGCCAAGGAGCUAAAGGUUGGGCCUUAUGCCAACACCACUCGCUACACAUACGAGUAUGACGCAGACGGACAGCUCCAGGUGGUCUCCAUCAACGACAAGCCUCUGUGGAGGUACAGCUACGACUUAAACGGCAAUUUGCACCUGCUCAGCCCUGGAAACAGCGCUCGCCUCACACCACUACGCUACGACAUCAGAGACCGCAUCACUCGCCUGGGAGACGUCCAGUACAGGAUGGAUGAGGACGGCUUCCUCAAGCAGCGAGGGAACGACUACUUUGACUACAACUCAGCAGGCCUCCUGGUGAAGGUUUACAACAGAGUGAGCGGUUGGACCAUCAAAUACCGUUAUGACGGUCUGGGCAGGAGGGUGUCCAGCAGAACCAGCUCGGGCCACCACCUGCAGUACUUCUAUGCGGACUUGUCAAGUCCUACUCGGGUCACACAUAUGUACAAUCACUCCAGCUCUGAGAUCACUUCACUCUACUAUGACCUGCAGGGACAUCUGUUCGCCAUGGAGCUGAGCAGCGGGGACGAGUUCUAUGUGGCCUGUGAUAACAUAGGCACUCCUCUGGCUGUGUUCAGCGGCUCGGGCCUCAUGAUCAAACAGAUCCUCCAUACAGCAUUUGGAGAAGUUUACCUCGACACCAACCCCAGCCUCCAGCUCGUAAUCGGCUACCAGGGAGGUCUGUACGAGCCUCUGAGUAGACUGGUUCACAUGGGCAGACGGGACUAUGAUGUCCUUGCCGGCCGCUGGACAACACCCAACCAUGACAUCUGGAAACGUCUCAACAGCAACCACAUGGUGCCGUUCAACCUCUACAUGUUCAAGAAUAACAAUCCUCUCAGCAACAACAAGGAGAUAAAGUGCUACAUGACCGAUGUGAACAGCUGGUUGGUGACGUUCGGCUUCCAACUAUACAACGUCAUCCCUGGAUACCGAAAACCCAACACAGAAUCCAUGGAGCCAUCGUACGAGUUAGUCAGCACCCAGAUCAAGACACAAGAGUGGGACAGCACCAAGUCUUUGCUGGGCGUUCAAUGUGAAGUUCAGAGGCAGCUCAAAGCCUUUGUGAAGUUAGAGCGUUUCGGCCAGAUCUACAGAGCAAAGAGUGCCGGAUGUCCUCAGACAGAGGACGACAAGAUCUUUGCCUCUGCCGGCUCCAUCUUCGGAAAGGGCGUGAAAUUUGCCAUUCGAGGCGGUCGCAUCGGCACCGACAUCGUCAGUUUGGCCAACGAAGAUGGCCGCCGCAUGGCUGCAGUUCUGAACGACGCCUUCUACCUUGAAGACCUGCACUUCACCAUCACUGGAAUGGACACUCACUACUUCAUCAAACUGGGCUCGGUGGAGGGGGACCUGGCCCUCAUUGGCAUGACGGUGGGCCGGCGCACGCUAGAGACGGGCGUCAAUGUGACGGUGUCUCAGGUCAACACUGUUCUCAAUGGCAGGACUAGGCGCAUUACUGACAUCCAGCUGCAGUACGGCGCUCUGUCUUUGAAUACUCGCUACGGCAGCAGUGUGGACGAGGAGAAAGCUCGAGUGUUGGAGCUGGCCCGGCAGAGAGCUGUCGCCCAGGCCUGGGCCCGGGAGCGCCAGAGACUGAGGGACGGAGAGGAGGGCUCACGGACCUGGACUGAGGGAGAGAAGCAGCAGCUCUUGGGCUCAGGGAAGGUUCAGGGCUACGACGGAUUUUACGUGGUUUCGGUUGACCAGUACCCUGAGCUGGCAGACAGUGUCAACAACAUUCAUUUUAUGAGACAGAGCGAAAUGGGCCGAAGGUGACAUGAACACGAGGCUCUGGAGUGACGGACUCACAUGUAGGACAUGGGACUACUUGCCAAAGACAGUUGUGUACAUGACCACUUUUGUUUUCUUUGACUGUGCUCAACUUGGUUUUUAAUAUACUGUAAAAAAAAAAGAAAAAAACAUGGUUGCAAAUCAGUUGCACUGUAUUAAUAGAAGAGUGCCCUUCUCCUUUGAAGAUUCUUUAACAGUCUUUGCCCUCCAAGUGCGGCUGCUAGAGGAUGAACAUUUGCGAUGUCUGUGACUUAUUUUUGUGACUCCAUUUCCUGGUUCCUUUUGGUGAUUCUGUUCAAAGGAAUCCAAGAGGAGUAUUGGUAAUGCGUUAUGUUCACUGGCUCACUCUGCUGCCAGACUUGCAGAUUGUUAUUCACAAGCUUGCUCCAUUCUGCCUUUUUCUGCGCCUCAGCCAAGGAGAUUCCUUCUCUUUUAAUCACUUCUUUUUUAUACUUGAAACCCUCAUAGCCCCAGUCAUCCAUAAAUAAUGAGAGAGAUUUCUGUUGGCGGUAGAGCCCUUCAUCAAAUCCCCAGCUGAACUUGUCAAAGCACCUUCAUUUGUGUGAUGUCUUGUAAUUUUUUUUUAAGAGGAGGAUUGAUACUCAUCUGUGGGCUUAGCUUGGAAGGCGUCAGUGCACCCUGACUGUGCAUGUUGAUGGCCUUCUUUAUGAACUACAAAAUUAGCAAACAUGCUUAGUUAAGACUAGAUUUGAUGGUCAAGCCAACAAAUGGAUAUGGGGUGAUUUUUUUAGUUUGUGUAUUUUUUUUUAAAAAAACUGGAUUUUUUUUAUUUUUUCAAAGAAAGAAGUUGAAAAAAGAAUCAUUUUAAAUCUGUGCUCCAUUUUAUUUGACUGUGGUCAAUGAUGAUGAACAUAGUGAAGCGUCAACCCUGUAAGAAAAUACUGUGGAAUUAUCGUCUGUAUUAAAUCACAAAAGGUAUUUUACAGGAAUGGUUUGGAAUUACAUUUGAGUUCUGUUUUAUAAAUAGCUAUAUGAAUUAACAGUAUAACAAAAUGUGAAUCUAAAAAAAUGUGAACUAUUGUCCCUUUUAUUGUUAAUUGUUGUACUUGAACAAUACAUAAGGGUGUUUCAACACAUGGAAUAAACUAUGAAAGGUUGUUUAGUUAAAUCAAUUACUGUGUUUUUCAUUAGACUGAUGACAAUUUACUGAUCACAUUUGCAUAUUGAACGCAGUGUUUGUUUCUCAAUGAGCUUAAGUCAGUAUUCCUCACAGCGAUGUUCGAUCAAGAAGAGCCGAGGACGAAAAAUGUUUUUUUCGAGAACUACUGCAAAACUUCUCAAAGAAAACAAUCUCAUUACAUUAGCAUCACCUUAACAUACUUCAGCUUGGCAUUGUGUUGUUAGUGAGAUGAAAGAUACUAAUUACCUUUAGCCUCAGGGCUGCCCGCAGGUCAGCAUCAAACGUGCUUUCGUUGUACAGAGUGGGGCUCCACUUGGUCCCAUGGCUGGCUGGAGUGCAUUAGACCUGCAGGUGUACUAGUUCCUGUUUACAGACUAAAGGUCGUCUUUACACGCCGACCUUGGAAGUAAACCAUGUGUACACGUUUAGUUCCCAUUACUCCACGCUCUCCUCAGUUAAGACGGCUAAGGACAAUUCUGCUGAAAUGUCAUUACGUGGAAGAAGAAAAAAAAAUCAAAAGGGGUCAAGAAGACAAUUGUGGAAGUUGUGAUAUUUAUUUGACUUCUGAUACAUUUUGAACUAUGCCAGACCACUGCACACACCGGACUUUCUCGUCGUAUUUUCCCAUCGAUUGAUGAACUUGUUUGUGUGUUUCGGGUUGGUGGGAGCAUGACUGAGUGUCUCAAACUCUACAAACAUUAAAGCAAACUGGACACGGUUAUUUUUCUUUUCUGCUGAUGGUUGAUUCAGUGAUGUUCUGUUUCCCCCCCCCCAAAAAAAAUGUGUAUGUUCAACAUUAUAUGAAUGAAGGAUAUUUGCAUUGUGGAAUAUUGCACUGAGAACUGUUGCUUCAUAAGACUGUAUCUUUUCUAAAGUUCUGGACUCAUUUUGAGUUUUGGUUUGUUCUCAACACUGUGUUUUUAGCGCUUCUCUUUGACCGUGUAAAUAUGACGACAUCAAAGUAAGCUGUACAUAAAAUGCAAAUGUAGAUACCUCUUAGAGCUACAUCAGUGACCCUGUGUAGUCUUAAGGUAGAAAAAAAUAAAGGGAAUAUUUUGUGUUUA
This is a messenger RNA of Labrus bergylta (ballan wrasse), 9396 nucleotides long. The record is from RefSeq and is a predicted model, not a curated record. Lineage: Eukaryota; Metazoa; Chordata; Actinopteri; Labriformes; Labridae.